CUUGUUUCCUCGCUAUGGUGAGGAGGGUCAUCGAAACCCUCGCCUCUCUCAACUUCCUUUGCUUUUCAUCAUCUUCAUUAUUAUCGAUCGAUCUUCCCUCCUUUUUUCGCUCUCUUCUUCUUCUUCACUCUCUCCGGCCGGCGGCAGUUGAGAUUUCCGGCGAUUGGCUGUGAUGGGUUCCCGCCAUUUCCUCACCGGAGAUUAGCCGCCGGAAUCUGAUAUUCUUCUAUUCAAUCCCUGUAUAUUCAUGGCAUCGGCCGUUUUGGCGAGUAGAAAUGAACCGUACUGGGGAGAACGCAAGGUUUAUAUGAGGAAAUACACCAACAGUUCCAACAACAAGCCUCGUUUCAACAACUUCAACCCUGACCCUAUCAAUACCAGCCCUAAUCGACUCCCCAACAGACAGAUCCAUGAUUCUUCUUCUACCAAGACUCAUGCUUGGCACAACGACCAACCACCCCUGAGGCCUGCUCCGCCCGACGACUCGUCGGAGCUUAAUUGGAAACCUAAUGACCCCAACGCCCAUGGAGAAUCGUCUCACGGGGGUUAUUUGACCUUCAAUCUCGCAGCGUAUUCGAAGGCGGAGCUCAAAGAGCUUAAGAGACGCCUGCGCUCGGAGUUGGAACAGGUCCGUGGCCUUAGGGCUCGGAUCGACAACCACCGUGGCAGGGACGAUUACAGAUCUGGAUAUCAUGGAGGCGGCAGAGACGCCGCAUCUGUGGUUCCCCGGCCGCCGCCGCUUCAGCUUGAUUCUGCAAUAGGGUCCCCUGCUGCUGCCGCUUCCGGUUCGAAGGAAAAACGAACCCCAAAGGCAAAUCAGUUUCAACCGCCGGCUGAUUUUGCUACCGGAAAGAACAAGAAGGUUUCAGGGCUGAAACGUGCGUUUCCAUUCGUGUCUGGUAGAGAUCCGAAGCGGCAUGUGGCGACGGAUUCGCAGAUGGAUAAGCUGUUGACGAGCAUGAUGAGAAGAUGCGGACUGAUCUUGGGGAAAUUGAUGAAGCAUAAGCAUGGUUGGGUUUUCAAUACACCUGUUGAUGUGGUUGGUUUAGGGCUUCACGACUACCACCAGAUCAUCAAGCAGCCGAUGGAUCUGGGGACUGUGAAGUCAAGGCUCAGUAAGAAGGAGUAUGUAUGGCCGCUGGAUUUUGCUUCGGACGUGAGAUUGACAUUCAACAAUGCCAAGACGUACAAUCCAAAAGGUCAGGAUGUUUAUGUCAUGGCUGAAACGCUACUGGGUUUGUUUGAUCAGAUGUUCAAUCCGGCGUAUAAGAAGUUCGAGGCUGAGCACCAGCGUGUGGUUGCAGCAGAGCAAGUCAACCAGAGGAUUUGGGCUCCGGCACAGGAACCAGUAAUAAUGGAGGAGAAUGUAAGGAGAAGCUUGCCCCAACCGGCUGCAAUGUUGAAGAAAUCUGAUUCAAUGCGUGUACAAGAGACAUUGCCAAGUCCACUGGCAGUUGAGGAGGUGGAGGCGGUGGUUGCGCCUGUUUCAAUACCUCCUGCUGCUGCUGCUGCAAAACCUGUGGUUAUGCCGAGAUCGACACAGAAGCUUCCGAAGCCCAAGGCGAGGGAUCCAAACAAACGGCAAAUGAGCUUUGAAGAGAAAGCGAGGUUGGGGUUGAACUUGCAGAACCUGCCGUUGGAGAAGAUGGAUCAGAUGUUGGAGAUCAUAAAGAAGAGGAACUCUCAUAUGGCGCAAGAGGGGGAUGAGAUCGAGCUCGACAUUGAAGCCCUCGACAAUGAGACUCUGUGGGAACUAGAUAGGUUUGUGAGUAAUCACAAGAAGGCAGAAAGCAAGAUGAAGCGGCAGGGGCUUAUGAACAAUGUGGUUUUGACAGCACCAAUUGCAGCACCGAUCAACAAGUCUCCAGUGCGGGAGCCGACUCCGGAAGCAGUAGGUGGUGGCCAGAAGAGCAGGAAAGGUGAUGCUGGGGAGGAAGAUGUUGACAUUGGAGAGGAGAUUCCAAUCAACAAUUUCCCUCCAGUGGAGAUUGAGAAAGAUGUUGCUAAUGGCAGUAGUAGAUCAAGUAGCUCUAGCAGCUCGAGUUCUAGUAGUGAUUCCUCCUCUUCUAGUGGUUCAGAUUCGGCGAGUUCUUCAGGGAGUGAUUCCGAUGAAGAUAGCGUACAGUCGCCCUUUGUGGAAUCAAAGGAAGCUAGCUAGUGUGGCCUAAUAAUACCAACAGUUGAGAUGGUGAGGAACACCGAAUGAUGCACCGUUUUGAAGUUAUAUCUUGGAAGUGAGAUGAAUGGAAGUUUUGAGUGUGAAGUGUUUGUGGGUUCUGUGUAGUCCUGAUGUUUUGGACCUGAGUUGGGGUGGAAGUGGUGGUGGGAAAUGGAGGUUUCUCUUGGGAUGGGUGUGCUUUGCUUUGGACUAGAAACUGGGCAAGAAGUAGUGGUGGAAAUAUAAGUCGUAAUUGGAGCCUGGAGGCUUGUGGGGUUGGGAUUUGGGUUGAACUUUUGUAGCAUAUAUGUAAAGACAAUGACCAGAAUCAGAAAAAGGAAAUGUUAGUUUAGGAUGACCAGAGAUGAUUGUAGGAAUUUAGAGAUGAAGAUAGAUUGUUCUGUAAAGCAGUUUAGUGAGAAGAGGUAGUUGAGAGGCCCCCAAAACAAAACUUGGUUGAAGGGAGGGGGCUUGGAACUUUUUUUUUCUGUUCUUUUCUUUUUUGGGUUUUAUCAUACCGAGAGUAAGACCACCAUAUUGAUUUUCGAAGUGGUGAAGCAGCAGCAUAUCAGGAAUAUAUGUACAGGAAAUCUUGGAGAAAACAAAAUGAAAUUCUGGCACUCUUUGUUGUUGCUCACCCAA
Molecule: messenger RNA, 2800 nt
Organism: Camellia sinensis
Lineage: Eukaryota; Viridiplantae; Streptophyta; Magnoliopsida; Ericales; Theaceae
Product: transcription factor GTE7
Molecular function (GO): protein binding
Source: RefSeq, a predicted model, not a curated record